AUGCCGCUCGCGGACGCAUUGCCGCGGCUGGAGGCGCUAGUCGAAGCGGCGGGGGAGGUGGAGGAGACGGCUGCACCCGAGGAGCGCCAGUGUGACCUCUGCUACGACGCGCCGCGCUCGGUCCGCUUCGCGUGCGGCCACGCGCUGUACUGCGAGGCAUGUGCGCCGCGCGUGCUGGAGCGCGACGCCAACUGCCCGGCCUGCCGCCAGCCGGCGCUGCCCAUCGCCGCAACUGGGCGGCUGGUGGCGGCGCAGACGACGUUUGUCUACCAGCCACCCACUCGCGCUGCGCCACACCCACCGCCCGCUGGUGGCGCGGCGGUGGUCGGUGGGCGAGGCGGGCGGGGCGGGCGGGGCGGGCGAGGCGGGCGGGGCGGACGGGGUGGGCGGGGUGGGCGGGGGAGGCCGCGGGGCGAGGGGCGGGGCGCUGGCGGCUCGUAG
Molecule: messenger RNA, 441 nt
Organism: Emiliania huxleyi CCMP1516
Lineage: Eukaryota; Haptophyta; Isochrysidales; Noelaerhabdaceae
Exons: 1
Coding region: 1-441 (146 amino acids)
Source: RefSeq, a predicted model, not a curated record